This is a messenger RNA of Adineta steineri, 8562 nucleotides long. The record is from the annotation of a GenBank genome assembly. Lineage: Eukaryota; Metazoa; Rotifera; Eurotatoria; Adinetida; Adinetidae.
AUGGGUUGUGGUGCAUCGGCUACCAAACCAACUAAUAAAUCUAAAACGUCUUCAACAUCUACUCAUCAACGUGUAAAGGCGGAUAAACCAAACUCAGAAGUACCAAAUCGCAUGGCUUCAUCACAAGGUCAUGCUCCGGAUAAUCAUAUGCAAGCAGAUGACGAUACAAAAAUGGUUCAUGUCAUUGAUAUAAAUGAUGGUUUAAUUAGUGAUAAAAAACCAGAACGUAUUGAAUGUGAUGAUAUUGUUGAAUUUAAAAUCGAUGGAAAAGAUGAAUAUGAUAUUAUUCAAGUAUAUAAAGAUGGUAAUGAUUAUUAUCGAGUAGAUAAUGGAUUUAAAUUAUCCAAUAUAAAAAAUCGAACAUUAAAAAAAAAUAGACAAAUAUCAUUUUCAUAUGAUCUCAAUCAACCUGAACUUGAAUUAUAUUUUUGUAUUAUUCCAUCAUCAGAACGUGAAACAAUUGCUAAAACACGUAAAUUACCAAAAAAUAAUUGUGAAAAAAACUGCCUAAAACUUUAUCAGAGUGAAAUCAAAUUUACUUUAAAUGAUACAACAGAAAGUCAGAAAGUUUAUUUACAUAAAGGUGAUACUGUAGAAGUUGAAUGGGCAACGAAACAUAAUUAUCGUAUUGAAGAAAAAAAGUUUUGUCCUGUAUCUGGUGGACUUUAUACAGUUGCUCAACCAUCUAAUAAUGAUUCCAAUCGAUUUUCAAAGAAGGGAACAUUUAAGAAAACAUUUAAUGAUUUUGGCAUGUCAUUUUUAUUUCGUUUAACUGAUAAAAAUCAAAUUCAUGAUGUUAUUGUUUGUAUUAUAAAUGAGUCGUAUGAAAUGAAACUUAUAGAAAUAGCUGAUAAUAAUAUUCAACCAAAUAUUAUUUGGAUUGAACAAAAUGAUUGGAUUGUAUUUGAUUGGAAUACAAAAACGAAACAAAGUGUUACACAAAUUGAACCAUUUACUAUUGAUCAACAAAAACAACAAUCAAUUGAAUUAAAAACACCGGGUAAAAAUUUUUUCUGGCCAAAUGGAACAACACGUCGUGGUCAUAUGCGUCAUCAAUUUAAAGAACCAGGAAUAUAUUGUUAUAAAACGGCAACAGAUCAAAUUGGUACAAUUAUUGUUGAAGCACGUCAAAAUAUUUAUCAUGUACCAGUUUUUGGUGAAAAUUUAAUUCAUAGUAUGAAUACAAAUGAUUUAAUACAAUUUGAUUGGAGAAUGGAUAGUCCUAAUGAUGAACCAGUACAACUGACUAUUGAUCCACAAUCAUCUGUAGUACCACAUGCAAUUGGUGGUAUACCUGAAGUAUUUAACUGUGCCACACAUAAAUGUACUAAAGUUGAUCAAACACUUCAACGUCAUUUUCACACAUGUGAAACGCUUAUUUUUAAUAUUCCUCAACAUGGUGUUUACAAUUUUGCUUAUUCUAAAAAUCUUGAUGCUCCACUUAUAAGUAUUGUCGUUGAAAAUGGUAUCGAUAAUCAUCGUGUUGCUUAUGAUGAACAUAAUUCAUUCGAACCUAAUACAUUAAUAAUAAAUCGUAAUGAUCAAGUAUGGUUUGAUUCAUCAUCAACAAAAGUUGCUACUAUCUAUGAAACAGAUGAAUUUGGUAAUGAAUUAGAAGCAGAUCAGCCCAUAUUUCAUCCUCAAGAAAAUAGUAUUAAUUAUUUUAUGAAAAAAUUUUCACAAUUGGGUAUUUAUUAUUUUUCAACGGAAAGAAAUGAUAAUGAAAAUAAUAAUAAAGAAAAUGAUGAACAAAUGUGUCCAUUAGCAAUAAUUGUUAUACCAGAAGUACGUUUUCAUUAUAGAUCAGUACGUGAACAGGAUUUUGAUAAUCAAUCAAUAAUAACAAAUGUAAAUGAUUAUGUUAUUUGGACAUUUGAUAAUAUUAUUUCUCAUAAUGUUGCACAUGUAAAUUCAAAUUUAUCAUUGAAUGAAUUGAUUGCAUGCCAUGAUAAAGCUGUUGCCGGAAGAAAACGUAAAUGUCUUGGUGUUGAAUGUAUUCAAUCUGGAACAUUUUUUUUUGCUAAUCCAGAAUUUGAACGUGUUGUUGGUUCAGAAGAUCGUCUCAUAGCAUCAAUUAUUGUUGAACCACCAUUUAGCCAAAAUUCUUUUAUUAUAGGUACUCGUCAAUUUACUCCUAAUGUUUUAAAUAUUGGACAAAAUGAUACUGUUUCAUGGGUAUUAUCUACUAAUGAUACAAAUCAUCGAAUUUAUGUACAACCACGUGGAGAGGAAGAAGAAAUUGAUGAAGACUAUAUUAUACAUCGACGUAUUACUGAUUUUGUUCAUAAUGUUCAUCAUUUACAUACAUUUAAUAAACCUGGAGAAUAUACUAUUCGAUCUAAUCGUUUUCAAAAACCAGCGACAGUAGUCGUUUAUUCACAAGAUCAAAUUAAAAGUCAAAAAAAACGAGUCCAAGAACCUAACUUAAUUGAAGAUAUUGAUUCGUCAUGCCCUGCUGGUACACAAGUACAUUUAUUUUGUCCAAAUCGAAAUGCAAAUAUGCAUUACACUACUGAUGGUUCUCCUCCAACACGAUUUUCUGAUGCUGUUCAUGAUUACGAUCCAAAGCAAGGUAUACUCUUAGAGGACACAGGUUUACAUGUCAUACGUGCUUAUGCAGCUGAAAAUGAUAAAAUAUCAAGUACUGUUAUGACAAGCAGUCCAACAUUUGUUAUGGCCAGUGCACAACCAGAACCGGAACCAGAACCACAACAACAACUACAACAACAACACCAACAGCAACAACUACAACAACAACACCAACAACAACAACAACAGCAACAGCAACAACAACAACUACUACAACAACAACCAGGACUUUUGCAUAACGCACCGCAGGAAGUUAUUGAUUCACGAAAUACCUAUGAAGUAACACUUUCGGCAACAUUGCAACAACCAAAUAAAGUGUAUGGAAAAAUCAAUAUUGAACCCGCUAAUGCUAUAAAUUCUAUUGAUUAUUUUGAAUUAUGUAUUAAUGAUAUUGCACAAAAAACACAUAUAGCACCAACAAAUCUUCAAUUUUCAGCAGAUGGUUUCGCUGCUGGAGAGCAAUAUGAAAUUUAUGUUACUGCUCAUCCAAAAACUGGUGUUGUUCAUGGUGCACCUAUAACAUCAAAUAAACGAGCCUUUGAAAUUAAACGAGAAAUUUCAAAUGGUGGUCCUUUAAUUAGUUUAGCUGUAUCAAAUGAUCCUAAUGUAUUAGUUAUUCAAUGGGCACAUAUUAAAGAUAAUGUUAGCGAAUAUAUUGUUUACGUUGAUGACACUGAAAGAAAAAUUUUGACUGAAAAAAAUUUUAAUGACUUUUAUGGCAUUCAAUUUUAUGGUGUGCAACAAAAUAAAACGUAUCCAUUAUAUGUUGAGGCGAAAAUUAAAGACAGUAACACUAUUCGUAAAUCGAAUACCAUAAGUGUUACGACACCAUUAGAAAUGACAGUACAUAAUCCAUCAAAAGAUGGCUAUGUUCCUUAUAUCAAAAUUAAUAGUGAUACAUCACCAGCUGAUGCACAUGUUGAAGAAUCUAAAAAACGAGCACAAACCCUUCUCGAACAAUUAACACAAUCUAUUGAAAAUCGUUCGACACCCAAUCGUCCACGUUCACAAACAUCAUUGUCCGAUGAUUCUAAACGUCGAGCACAAAUAAUUCUUGCACAAUUAACAGAAUCUAUUGAAAAUCGCUCAAAAUCUAAUCCUAUACAUUUACAAACAUCAUUGCCUGACAAUCAUGAUCAACCACUAUCACAACGAUCAUCAAAAUCAUCUCAUGACCAACCUGUUUCACAAAAAUCAUCUCAUGAUCCAUAUACGGAUAAACGUCCACCAAAACCUCAACAACCUAUUCAACUUAACAAUUUUGAAGCACGACGUGUAGAACAAAAUCGAAAGGCAGAAAAUAUACCAAUUACAAAUCCUUUUCAACAUCUUAUACCGGUAAUUUCAUCUAAAAAUAAUGCAUAUGGUAUUACGUUAUAUUGGAAAAAACAACCUCAAGCAAAUACUGAUCGUACUGAAAACUAUCGAAUAAUUGUUGAUAAAAAUCCAUAUGGAGGAUUGAUAUCACCACAAGAUGAACCGAAAGUUCAAGUAAAUCUUUCAUCAGGAAAACAUGAAUGUUAUUUGGAAGUUAUAUUAAAAGAUAAAAAUGAAGAAAUAUUAAAAUCAAAUAUUCUUAAUAUCAAUGUUUUAUCUACUGGCUUAAAAUCUCAACCACAACAGAAAAAAGAACCAUCAGAUACUUUUAUUCAUAAAGUUGUUGAACAAAAUGAUCUUCCUAUACCAAAACUAAAUGUGCAAACAAUAAGUCCAACAUCAAUUCGUGCAACUUGGUAUUUAGAUCGACCAAUACCAGCAGAUGUAUAUGUUGCUAUGUAUGAAGUUCAUAUUCGUGGUAAAGAUUUUUCAGAUAAAAUAACAAGCGAUGAAAGUUCACAACAAAAUGGUUAUACCGAACAUAUUUGGAAUUUAUCCCAUGUUCCAUUGGAAAUAACAGGCAUUUCGGAUCAAGAAGAAUAUGUAGUUUUUGUUCGAGCUUUAUAUCAUGUUCAAGGAUUAAACGAUACGAAAUAUCUUGUAACAAAAUCUAAUGAAAUAAAAACAACAAGAAUUGAUCCAUUAAUUGAAUUAUUAACACGACCAUUAUUACAAGUAACACGUAUUGGCUUACAAACAGCUUAUUUAUCAUGGAAACUUGAUGAUUCUGUUGAUCAAACAUUAAUUAAAGGUUAUCGUAUGAUUCUUAAUUCUAAACCAACUGAAAUUCUUCCACCAGAUCAACAUGAAUAUGAAUUACGUAAUCUUAAACCAGGUACAACAAAUGAAAUUCAAGUAUCAGUUACAACUCAUCCUGAUUUUGUUGAUGAGAAAAUAUCUGAACCUAUACGUAUUGUAUGUGCAAAACGUCCUCAACCACCAACUAUCCAAGCAAUUCCGGCUGAAAAACCAUUUUCAAUUCGAAUUAAAUGGAAAUUAGAUAAUCAAGAUCAAGAUGAAAUAACUUCAUUUAAAAUUUUUCUUGAUGGAAAACUUCAUGGUGAAAUUGAUACUAAUGGACGGCAAUCAUUUAAAUAUGAUUUUAUUAAAUUACAAGCGGAUAAAACAUAUACGAUCUAUGUUAAAUCUUUACUUGGACAAAAGAAACUCGAUGGAAAUAUUUAUCAAUGUGAUGUAGAAUCAAAUGCAUCAAAUGAACUUACAUUAAAAUGUGCUGCACCACCAAAAGGUACAACACCAAGAGUUGAACGUAUGUAUAAAAAUGGUAUUGAUAUUGCUUGGGAUGCACCUACCGAACAUGGAGAUGUCAAAUUAACUGGAUAUCAAAUAUUGAAAAAUGGUCGUUCUAUUGGAAAAUCUAUACCACUUGAUCAACGACGAGCUUCUAUUAAAGAUUUAGAAUUAGGUGGUCGAUAUGCAUUUCAAGUUGUACCAAUUACUGAUCAACCAGGUGGUACUUUAUUUCGAAAAGGAGAAGAAUAUGAUCCUGAUCGUCAUGGUCAUUAUUUACCAGGUGAAAAACUUGAUGUUGAAUUUGCAGGUUUAGUUCAACUUCCAAAAGAUUUAUGGGUCGAACAAAUAUCAGGACGUUCAGCUUUUGUUUGCUGGUCUCCAGCUGAUGAAUCAACAAAUUCAAAUUCAAAACCAGAUAGUUACAAAAUGUCUAUAUGGAAUAAUAAAGAUUUAACACGUGAUAAACCUAUGAUUAUGCCAAUAAAAAACGACCAAACUAGUGUACGACUGAAAGAUCUUCAACCUAAUACAACUUAUGAACUUCAAUUAGAAGCAUGCAAAAAACGACAGCAUCCAACAACAAAAGAUUCAUAUACUGUUACAUCAGUAUCACAAGAGUUAACAUUCGUAACUGGUGCACCACCUGAUCCACCAUCGAAUCUUCAUAUUAUAGCUUGUACAAAUACUGGUGUUCGUAUUGGUUUUGAUCCAUUUAUUGAACAUAAUGCUGAAAUAAAAAUAUUACGUGUUCAAUGUGAACCAGUUUCUUCUGAAACAAAAGCAAGAGAAACGUCAAUGGACAUAACACCAGAUUCAACUGAAUUUAUUCUAACAAAUUUAAUUGAACGUACAGAAUAUAAUGUAACUAUAUAUGGUAUAACAGAAGAAUAUUUAAAUGAAAAUCGUUGUCGUGAUACUUCACAAUUACCUAAAAAAUUAAAACAAUCAGAAUGGUUACCCAAUAAAAGUAUACCUUUUCAAACAAGUGGUUGUGAACCAUCAAAUGAAAUAAAAAUUCGUCAAGCAACUAUUGAAUCAAUAAAACUUGAAUGGAUUUUAGGUAAAGCUUAUGGUUCAACAGAACUUAAUCGUCAAAUACUUCGUUGGCAAUUAGAACGUGGUGGUGAAGAACAUAAUUUAGAACUUGAUCGAAAUAUUACAAAGGCAGAAAUACCUGGACCACUGCCAUCGGGUUUAUAUAAAAUCUCACUUGAUUCAAUUUUUAGUGUGAAAAUCAAUCUCGAAGAAAGUGAUGAUGAAACUAGUCGAAAAGAAAUUUCUUUAACAACAAAUAAAUCAGCAUCAGUACGUUUUCAUACACCACCAACAUGUGAACGACCAGAAAUUUAUUUAACUGGUUAUACAAAAGAAACCGUUGAUUUAGCAUGGAAUAAACCAAAUACGUUUGAUACAAUUGAUCAUCCAGAAAAAAAUAAUGAACAACUUAAAGUACAUUGUCAAUUAGUUGGAUAUAGAAUUGAUAUUAAUAAGCUUAAACAUAAUACAAUAGAUAAAGAUCAAUGUCGAUGUACAUUGACUGAUUGUAAAUUAGGUGAAAAAUAUAACGUUCAAUUAAUAGCACAAACUAUGGUUCAAAAUGAAUAUAUGGAUAAUACGACGAAUGAUGAUAAAGAAAAUGCUAGAAAACCAGAUGAAACACCAUCAGAAAUAUUAUCUAUACAAAUGUUAAAAAAUGAAGAUCUUCUUGAUUCAUUUCAAGCUGAUUUUGAAUUUAAUUAUAAUGAUUCAAAUGAAAUUAUAAACAAUCGACGAAAUGAAGUUACAUCAUUAGGAAAAAUAAAUGUUACAUGGGAAGUAUCAGAUCCAGAAAAAAUUUCACAUUUUAUUAUUCAAUGGCGUUCAUCAAAAGAUUUACGUAUUCAAGAAAAAAUAGUACCUAGUAAUGAAACAUCGUGUACUAUAGAAUCAGCUGAUGAAAAACAUUAUUAUGUUAUUAAUAUUAUUAUUGUUACUAAUGAUGGUAAAAGACAAGAAUAUAUACCAUUAGCAAUACCAGUACCAGGUGCACCCGAUGCGCCAAAACUAUGGCUUGUUAAAACAUCUAAUACAAGUUUUACUGUUGAAUGGUCAGAACCAAAAUCAUAUGGAAUACCUGUUAUUGGUUAUCAAUUAUUUAUUGCUGGUAAAAAAUCAGGUGAUAUGAUGGCAGUUAAUUUACGACGCUUUGAAAUUGCUUCACAUAUUAAUCGUACAUAUCAGGUUAAUGUAUGUGCUGUAACAAAUAAUUCUCAACGUCCUCAUUCAGCUAUGUCUCAAACAUUAUCUGUUAUAACAACACCAACAACCGAUCUUGUUCCAACAGUAUAUUAUAAUAAUGAUGAUGGAGGUCCAACAUCAUUUGAUAGUAAUAUAGCACGUAUAAUACCAUUACAAAUUGAACCAGUUAAUGAAGAUAAACUUCAUCUUGACUGGACAUCAUUUUUACACACACCAACAAUACGUGCUUAUUAUAUACAUUAUACAUGUUUAAAUAAUGGAGAUAUACAAGCAAUGAAAGUAUCAACACGAAAUCGACAUGCUGUUUUACGUGGUCUACGACCAGGUUUUACUUAUGGAAUUAUAGUUAUGGCUGUUGAUAAAAAUGGUGGAGUUUUAUAUACAUCAGAUAAGAGUACUGUUCAAAUGAAUGCACCACCAAAUGCACCAAUUGUUGCUAUUAGCGAACGUACAAACAGUCAUGUUAAACUUGAAUGGCGUCCUGCACCAAGUUAUGGUGGCGUUACAGUUGAGGGUUAUAAAAUUUAUGUCAAUAAUCGUUUAGCAGCAAUUCUUUCACGUGAACAAUUAACAUAUACAUUAACAAAUGGCAUACCAUGUGAUACUUAUACAGUACAUGUACAAACAUUAACUAAUGACAAAAAUAUUCUUAGUCCAAUGUCACGUGCUGUACAAUUUGCAUGGCCAGGAAUUAAACCAGGUUCAUUUAAACGUAUCGAUGAUGGACAAACAGGAACUAUUACAGUGGCUUGGGAACAUCCACAACUAGAAGAUGAAAUGGAAAAAAUUAUUGGAUAUAAAUUAUAUUCGGAAAAUGCUUUAACACAUGCUGUACGUUGUCAUGGUGAAUAUGAUGCGGGUACACAUCAAGGAACAAUUAAUGGUUUAAACAAUGGCAAAAAUAUUGUUUGGCUUGAAAUUCAAAGUGAAAAUUAUUGUGUUCGUUCUCGACCAAUUACAGUUAUGUCUGGUCGAUUUAAUACAAUUCCUAAUCGUCAAAUACCAGUCGAUUCACCGAAAUGUAUUGGUCAAAAACAAAAACGAUUUCGAUCAAUAGGACCCAGUACUGUAACACCAGCACUUCGACAUACUCAAUAUUCAUAA